Molecule: messenger RNA, 1007 nt
Organism: Drosophila yakuba
Lineage: Eukaryota; Metazoa; Arthropoda; Insecta; Diptera; Drosophilidae
Exons: 2
Coding region: 68-802 (244 amino acids)
Source: RefSeq, a predicted model, not a curated record
GCUUGGGAAAAAAUGAUUUGUAAAGAUAUAAAUAUAUGUACAUUUCGAAUGUAUUCGAGUAAUAAGAAUGAAUCCAGCGUGCAGAUUGAACCUGGAGAGUAAGGAAUGCCAGGAGUGGAUGAACGAGGUCUGUGCCCACUGCGCCCACCUGCUGCCCGGUGUGGAGGAGGCGGAUCUCUGGGACAAGUGGUGGUCGGACGAGCUGCCCACUCCUUUCAAGCCCCGAGUCGAUCUAAUGUCCGCCUACGACUGCCACAAGCUGCGCAAAGAGGUUGCCCGCCAGGUGACGGCUAGAGCAGAUCGGGAAUGUGAUUGCCAUGCUGUGUGCCCUGAAAAUGCUCUGCGAUGGAAUACGUCGUUGGUCGGGCAGCAGGAAUUGCGUUCCCACAAAAAAGAAGAAAGCCGAAGAGAAACCUCCGCCACCGCCUCCUCCUGCAGAUGUGGAGACCCCGCCACCCCGCCAAAAGGACGCCUGCAAGCCAGCCAAGCAGCCCAAGGCGUUCAUCUCCUUCGGCCGGACCACCGACCCACGCACACGUUUCGGUCCCUACAAGCACCAGAAGCUGCUCCAAACCGCCACCAUCCCGGAAUGCCAGCCGCCGGAGUCCUAGCGGAGUCCGGAGUCCGCCAGGUCGCCAUCGAUAUCGACAUCGCCAUCGACAUCACCCAAAGCGAUGGAGCGGCACGUCGAGCGGCAAUCGGCGAAAAACAAAUCGGCCACAAAAUAAGCGGCGAGGGAGCGCUGGCCAAAAAAUCGAAAACAAAUUCGAAGGCUGCCGGAGCUGUGCUCAAUCGCGGAUAAGAUUUAUGAAAUGUGUUCCGCCCCGAUUUGUUCUCUUUUUCCCGGUUCGCCUUUAGUCCUUUUCGGUUUCCUUUUUUAUGUUGCCGCGCUGCACGAAACACAAAAACAAAUAAAUAUUCAGACGUUGCCACAGUGGCUCUGAAAACGGCUAAAAUGUUUAUAAAUAUUUCGACUUGUGAGAUAUUAAAGUAUUUUACUCACUAAA